AUGGCAGCUCCGCAAAUCGCCUGUCUAUACAACAACACCUUUGAGAGCCUUGACAACAACAAGAGAUUGUCUGUCCUAGGUGAUGCAGUUCUCGCCAAGGUACUCUGCAGCGCCUGGUUUGAAGCUCGCAGUUCGACUGGGCGAGUGCGUUCUCAAGCGCAAUGGACACAAUUGCGUAACGAGAUGCUGAGCAACGAUGCGCUGGCUCGCCGAGGAUAUCAGACUGGCCUCGACAGAUGCGUCAUUGUGGCUGAUAGCACGCCUGCCGUCUCCCCCAGAAUGGUCGCGACAACACUCGAAGCUCUCAUUGGCGCAGUCUAUCAGGACGGCGGAGAUGACGCUGUUAAUCGCGUCAUGCGUUCACUCGGUUUCUUCGACCAUACACUCCUAACGGUAACGUCUCAACCCCCACUCUUCCCAUCCUGA
Messenger RNA from Alternaria postmessia, 426 nucleotides. RefSeq lists its product as uncharacterized. Bases 1 to 426 code for a protein of 141 amino acids. The transcript is spliced from 2 exons. Lineage: Eukaryota; Fungi; Ascomycota; Dothideomycetes; Pleosporales; Pleosporaceae. Gene Ontology annotation, molecular function: ribonuclease III activity. The record is from RefSeq and is a predicted model, not a curated record. Gene Ontology annotation, biological process: RNA processing.